UCUAUCUAUAAUUUUUUUUUCCAUUUAGUUAAAUCUGUGUAUUUGCAGUUUCAAACCUAAAAUCUAUGUGUCAUGUCUGUAAAAAUCGGUGUAAAUGAUGAUAAUCAUGCAAAAGAAAUGUUGGAGGAAUUGAACAGAUACAGAAAUGAAUCGAAGUUGCAUUGCAAUUUCACCAUUAUAGCUGGUACAGAAGAAAUCCUGGUGCACAAGAAUGUCAUGUCGGCUGGAUCUGAUUACUUCAAAGCUAUGCUUUCUCAUGAUAAUGUUGAAACUCAAUCUGGCAGAGUCGAGAUUAAAGGAGUGGAUCCAGUAUGCCUGAAACAAUGUAUAGAAUAUAUCUACACCGGUGAAUUAUCUACAACAAUUGGGAACGCCGAAUCCAUGAUGAAUGUGGCUCAAUUCAUACAGCUAAGAAAAGUUGUCGAUGGAAUUACAAAUUCUCUCGAAGAGAAUCUUGAUGAAAACUCAUAUUUCGUUACGAUGAGAAUCGCGAAUCUUUAUGGUUGCAAAAUAUUGGAGGAAAAAUGUAAAAUAUUUGCAAUGAGGAAUUUUGAGAAAAUUUCAAAUAAGGAAGAAUUCAAAUUCAUCGAAGAAAAGGAUAUAUCUGGUAUGAUUAAAUGCCAGGAUAAUAAGGCGUCAGAAAAAUUGAAGCUGAAGGCAUUAAUAACAUGGAUAGAACACAAUGCAUCUGAUCGCAAAAAAGUACUGAAGAAAUUGGAUCAUUAUGUGGAUCUAAAGAAAGUUCCUCUCAAUUAUAGGAGAUUCUUGAUCGAAAAAAGGAAAAUCGUCAAGACAUGUUUUGAGUGUUAUCAUAUCAUAAGCAUGUCUGUAAUGGACAGCAUGAACAUUGUAGCAUCUGAUUCGGACUCAUUUGAACAUGAGAAGAGUUCCACAAGUGCAUGUAAUUCAGAUGAACCUACUAAUAAGUUUUAUAUGGGACAUAGAAAGGUUCCAGAAAGGGGUUAUUUAGCAAGAAAUGUGUUUCACAAGGUCCCCAGUAUUCCGUUACGGCCAGUAGUGAUGCCUACCCCACAACCACAACAACAACAACCAGUCAAAACCCAGGAAGUUGUAUCAACUGUGAUAGAUAAGGAUAUUUUCGCAUAUAUGAAACUUGUUCAUUCUUUGGAUUUGAAUGAUAUCAAAAAAAAAUUCGACGUUGACAUGAAUGAAAUUGUGGUGGGCGACGCGUCCAAAAUUGUUCUCACUCCUACAACUUCAGAUGGAAACCCCAAAAAAGCGGAAAAAUCUUUGAAUGCUCUUCAUGAUAAAGUUUCAAAUUCUGUCGCUCAAGAUACAACCAGAAUCGAUCCGAAUUUACCUAAGGAUGCGCUGGAAGGAAUUUUUGCUAGUCUUCGUCCCGAGUUUCCCCAAGUACACAUGGAUCGAGUGCAUGAUUCACCAUGCAACAUCAUAUUCACUGCCCCGAACCAAGAAAAAUGCAGGAUGGCGUUGAACAUGUUCAAACACUUUUUGGAUCGAGAAAAAAUGAUGAAUAACCCUAAUCAAGGUAAUUCAGGUGGAGCCACUGAUAUGAAAGAUAAAAAUAUGAUUUCUGUCGACAAAGAUAUUUUUGGAUAUCUUGAACUUACUCGACGCAGUACACUCGAGAGAAUUUGGGCUUCGAACGGUGUGCGAUUGGAGACUCAAACAAUUGGUGAUUGUUUGAACAUUCGACUACAUCGUCUAUCAUCUGACCGUAAGUUUAACCCAGAGUCUGCAAUUGAUGAAUUUCAAAAGCUUUAUACCCACGCUCAGGAUAACACACCUCAAGAAACUUUUGAUUUAAAGAAGCACCACAAGAGCAUGAUUGGAAGUCAGCGACUUGUCGAUGCGAUUCGUCUGACUAGAAGCUCGUGUGGAGAUGUCUACGUGGCAGAGAUGCAUGGCGCGAACGACCACGUUUUAUUCAUUGCUGAAACAGAAGAUAAAUGCAAGAAAGCAAUGUCGAUAUUUGAAAGACUUAUAAGUCAAUAUUAGUGACAUUUCGUAUUAUUGUCAAUGUAAAUUAUACUCAUAACAUUUCUUGUAUUGUACACGCAUCAUUGUAUAUACAUUAACAUAAUCUCAUCAUUAUGUCAUUCCUAAAUAUAUUUUCGUAUUAAUUGUAAAUCUCUUGAAACCUCAUCAAUGAUGACAAAAUUCAAAUUAUAAUAUGAAAUAUAUCAAGGUUGAAA
Messenger RNA from Styela clava, 2177 nucleotides. Lineage: Eukaryota; Metazoa; Chordata; Ascidiacea; Stolidobranchia; Styelidae. The record is from RefSeq and is a predicted model, not a curated record.